Molecule: messenger RNA, 687 nt
Organism: Sclerotinia trifoliorum
Lineage: Eukaryota; Fungi; Ascomycota; Leotiomycetes; Helotiales; Sclerotiniaceae
Source: the annotation of a GenBank genome assembly
AUGUCAUUCACAGAUACAGAUCUUUCCAGUUUCUUGGAACUGCCCACGGAAGUUAGACUUCAAAUCUGGCGGGACGCGGCGGAGGUAGCUCUCAACCCUCGUAGGGCCAUCGUCCAGGAUACCGCGGUGCUGCCCAGAGAUAUCCCAGUUCUCGAUAUCAAUCAGGAAGCUCGUGAAGAAGUCCUCUUUCGAACAGAUCUGAAACGUUUCCGUCGUCCAACUUUGGAUGACCAGGGUGCAAAUGAUUCUCCUCCCUCCUGGGAUUGGUUCAGCAUGGAAAAGGAUAUUUUCGUCAUUGGAGUCAGCCUUCGCAUUCCAGAAAGACUUUAUAAUAAUGAAGCUCUCAGAAAUGCAAUCCAAACCAUUGCGAUCCCGUCACAUUUCCUGCAGUAUCCCUAUAGACACCAUCGGCCAUUACGAGACGCGCAAUUGCAUCAAAUUUUUAACUACCAAGCAUUAAAAACUGUGGUACUCCUCCGGAACGACAAGGCGCAAGAAAAAAUAACUUACAAAAACCUCGUCCAGUUUACUCGCCAUCACCCCAACACUGGUGAUUUGAGAAUUGCGAUUGAUUCUGAGCCAAUGUCAGAACUAGAACUGGCUGAAGCGGUACAGAGUGAGUCAUUAUUUGAUACAUUCCCGGGGCCCUUGCCUGAGUUCAGAUGGGGAUGCUUGGUUCGACAUUGA